AUGUCACGAUACCCUCCAGCUCCGGAGCCCCGACACCGGACGACUCGGCGACGAUCCUCGGAACGGGGUAUCUCUGGCGCUGGCAGACCAUAUCUUUUAGAAUGGAAUGCCCAAAGUUGUCGACAGAAGGAUAUCUUUACAGCGGAGGAGUUCCAAGAAGAGAUGGGUCUUGUGGAGAGACCCGGCUGGAGAAGAAUCGCUCUUGUACGAGGUGAAUGCGAUAUGGGCGCCUUGCUUGGUAUGGAACUGGAUAAGAAAAGAGGAGGAUGGGUUUGGGAAUUUCCAGAGACGGAAACAAGGAGGAGGAAAACGGAAGAGAGUGAGAAUGAGACCAAAGAGAAGGAUGAAGAUAGUGAUUCAGACCAAGACGAGGGGAUCAGGAUAUGUCGUGCAUCACUUAUGACCAAGGAAAGGCUUCCUGUUCUACUGCUUGAUGGCCUUCCGUUUCGAAUAUCGUCGCGACCUUAUCGACCUUCCAGGAUACCGAGCAACACGAUUCCAGACAGAAGUAAACAGGGAAAACGACCACCAAAACGAUCAGGGUUGGAAGACUCACUCUGGCAAGCACUCGUCGACAUUCGACCCAUAGAAGACCUUGUGGCAGAACUCAUCUAUGAAACAUGGCUCCAAAAACUCGACUCGUUGCCUCCUUUAGGAUCCGACUCGGUAGAUGUUCAAUGGACCAUCGCUCGCGCACUGGAAACGAACGCGAAUACCACGAGAAGCAUGGAGCGACGAGGCGACUUUUGCAGUAUCACGUCUACUGACUGGGCAAACCUUGCCGAGCGCCUUCAAAGACGUAUACAAAUCUCUGUCACAGUCGCUCUUCAAGCACAUGCUCAGCAAGCACAAGAUGAACCCAAGGAUGCGAAUUCCCGGAGUCUCGAUCGAAUAGCAUAUCUGGGUGGCCUCUUACUUCCACUGACGGUCGUAUCCGGAAUAUUGUCUAUCGAAAGCACUUAUGGUCCUGAGGGGUCAUCAUUUUGGGUAUUCUGGCUGGCAUCAGGUCUAUGUUCUAUCUUUGCGCUCCUCGUCAUCUACGCCGAUCAUCUCCGAACACUGGAUGUGUGGAUGGAAGUAGCAGCGAGCGAGAUUCUUGAUUUAGAUCAUAACAAACGAUUUCAAGCGAAUCGAACACCGCAUAGAAGGGAGUACCACACCAGUGGAGAUCCAGAGCGUGGAGAGGCCAAGUUGACGACGGCUUCGGAUGGAGGCAUAUACGUGGUGCAACAUCGGGGAGACGGAACUAGAGGUAGAACGUGGAGGAAGAGGGAAUUAGGGUGGGUCGGAGCCAUGAAGAAGAUGAGUGGAUGGUAUGCAUGGAGGGGAAGCCCUGGUUUGGAAUUUAGGAUGCCAGGUUGGGAAAAGAAGGUGAAGCAUUUGGUAUAUAAUUUGGGAUAG
This is a messenger RNA of Fusarium venenatum, 1401 nucleotides long. RefSeq lists its product as uncharacterized. Lineage: Eukaryota; Fungi; Ascomycota; Sordariomycetes; Hypocreales; Nectriaceae. The record is from RefSeq and is a predicted model, not a curated record.